AUGGCUGACAUGCUGACCCUCCUCACGUCUCUAGACACGUGCGUCAUCACUUCUAUAUUCCGAAAGCGGUGGAAUCACGCCGGAAGCAUUACGCCGGCAGUCGACCUAUUCCACCUCUACCGCCAGCAUCGGCCGUCACUGCUGGCUAUCUUGCUCGACGCCGCCAGUCAUCGUGCAAAGCUAUGCGGCCUGCCAUAUCCGAGCGAGUAUGAAAACCGCGUCAUCCGCCAGAUCCUACCAAAUGCAUCGUCCCCCGAUCGUGGGAUUGUCCUGGCGACAAGCGUCCUAGCGACAGUCAGUCGACUGAAUGCGAAGCAAGCCGAUUCGCUGCACUGGACCGCGCUACAACGCAUGAUCGAACUCAUAGGCGGCCUCUCAGCGCUGAGGUUCGAACCGCUGCUGUUCACCAAGAUGGUUUGGAUGCUACUCGCGCUGGGCGGCUCGACACCCGGCUUUGAUCACGCCCACCACCCCGAACAAGCGUCCCUGCACGAGGAAGAUGCGUUGGCUGAAAACCCUGUCCUCCUCGCACUCUGUCCAGGGAGGCCCCUCGGAAGCUUACUGCGAGGGUUCUCCCCACGCAAUGUCCUCGGCGAUGAACGCGGCAAAGAAACCCAUCAUCAGCUUCCUGGGGUACAAGACAGUUGCCGCAUGGCCAUCAUCCUCUUCUUGAGCUCAGCAGCCGAGCACUAUGGCCAAGACUCGGACGAGGCGAGAUCAUACCUAGCCAGCCUCCAAACUCACCUGGAAGGCCGGUCGGACGACUCAUACCUAGCUCCUGCACACCUUCUUUGGGCCAUGCUGCGCUUGAGCUUCUUGAACAAGGCGAAGGAGAAGUGCAUAGAGAAUUGGAUUUCAGUGGUGCGCAUGACCUCGGCAUGGAAGGGACUCGACGCUGCUGAACGGGAACAGUUACGUGCCGAUUUCCUGGCGGGCAUGACCUACAGUAAUGCAGAGCAUGACAACAAGCCACACACAGAGACCGCAUCGUCGACGCAGCCACAUAGACCGGAUCCGGCUGUGAGGCUUGCGCCCGAGGACAUUCAUUGCGAACUCAUGUGGUUUACCAUGGCCACCGAAGAAGUGUGA
Molecule: messenger RNA, 1089 nt
Organism: Exophiala spinifera
Lineage: Eukaryota; Fungi; Ascomycota; Eurotiomycetes; Chaetothyriales; Herpotrichiellaceae
Exons: 2
Coding region: 1-1089 (362 amino acids)
Source: RefSeq, a predicted model, not a curated record